Aegilops tauschii subsp. strangulata is the source of this 1071-nucleotide messenger RNA. Lineage: Eukaryota; Viridiplantae; Streptophyta; Magnoliopsida; Poales; Poaceae. The record is from RefSeq and is a predicted model, not a curated record.
AUGGAUUUGUUGGAGGUGUUUCUCAGUCGACGCAUCCAGCCCCUCCAAGCUCGCGAUCAUCCAAUGUGGAUGUACUCGGGCACCAAUGACACCGCUCGGGUCCACCCAGAGGAGGUCACCGAGGAGACGGUGGCACAGUGGUUGCGGAGCAUCACUGGAAACAAAGACAACCCCAGGGGGUCUAGAAGAGUUGUACCAUUCGACGCCGAAAAUGAGCCAGACAAGGUUUAUACUGAGAUGUAUUCGAUGCCAAACGGGGAGCAAGUCCAGGAGGGGACGGAGAGCACAGAUGAGAGUGGCGACUGGCAGUCUCCCGAUGAUAAUGAAGACGACAGUGACGACUCGGACGACAGUGAGGAAGUCGAGACUUCGUCUCCAGAACCAUCUGAAAAGGCUGCCAAGCAGCCCAAGGUCGCCCCCUCAAAGCCUCGGAAGGCCUUGCCUAAGAUUAAGGUGGACGUUCCUGUCACUUCUGCUGCUGCGACUUCUGGGACCUCCAUGGACAUUUACAAGGAUCGAGAUGAUGAAGAAACUGAAGAUGCGGCCACUUCAAAAGCGGCACCACAAAAUGUCAUUGAACUUCCAGACGACGACGAAGACGUGCCCCAGAAGACCACGGGAAGGAAGGGCAGGACUUCGAGCAGGAGGGUGCCCGCCAGUAAGAAAUCUUGUGAGCUCGGGGCCCAGUUUGCUGAACUGGAGAGGAAGCGGAUCAGUCUCAACCUCGACUUGGAGCUGGCCAAGGAGAAUCUUCAGAAAGCCAAGGAUGAAGCAACUGCCAUGGGAGACAAAAUGAAGCAGGCUCUGGAGCAGAAGGACCUCGACCUUGCAGCAGCGCAGAAGACGGCACAAGAAAAAACUAAACUUGCUGAUAAGAAGCUGGCUUCAGUCAGCAAGUUAGAAGAAGAAAACGCCAAGCUGAAGACUACCAUUAGCGAAGCCAACAAAGAAGUCAUGCAGCUGAAGAAGGACAAGGAGGCUCUGACCGACAAGGUCGGAGAUCUCACUCGAAAGAGGGACGAACUGGAGGCAUCUGGGAGGACUCGCCAAGAAGAUGUUCCUUAUGCUUGA